AUAAAACUUGUUCGGCGCAUUCGACUUCAUUUUGAUAUUUUUAGUGCUCUUCUGGGCGAUCGACACCUUUUUGUAAAAUUUUUGGAAAGGGAUGAAAGAGUAUAACAAGUUUAUCACCAUUUCUAACUCUGUGGAUACUCGUGGAGCUUGCUGGCUCUUCGGACGAGGAUAUUUUAAUGGUCAAAGUGCGAACAAAACGCCAAAAAAGGCCGAAAACUUGAAGUUUGAGAUUUGAUUUGCUGACCAUCAAAAUGUGCACAUGAGACAACAAACCUUGACGGUUAGUCUUAAGAUGUGGAUGUCUUACUUCUGUGAAUCACGAAGUUGUAUGUGGAGGCGAUCGUGAGAUAUUCGUUACGAUAAUAGAAGGUAGUUUAGAAUUUGAUCUUAUUUUAAUUAAACUUUGAUAUAAAAUUGCGUUAAGUUCGAGGUGGCUCCCCAAGCUUCAAAUCACUUCAAAUCACUUCGUUUUUUCUUUCUCUUUGUAGUCACAUAGAACACAAGGCUUUAAAAAAUGUUCCAGCUUCAGGAUUGAGUCGCUCUUACUACAACCUUUGGCGAAUUCGUUUUUGGGAGGUUGAGAUGGAUUUUCCAAGUCAUGGCUUACAAGUGUCUUUGGCCUUUUUGCUCUCCAAGUCUGUUGCACAUGGUAUGUGGGUAUGUGUCUUAACAACGGUUAUAGUCUUGUCUCAAUCAUCUCCGGUUUUAUCUUAUUUUGUUGCUAUGUUUUGGUGAGAAUUUUUCUAAUUGCCUUUUUGAGCUUGAAGUGCCGACUAGAGGAUAAACUUCGGUAGAACUUAUUUAUCACAUGGCCCCCAAAUCCCUCACCACUGUCAGUUCGUUGGUUAUUUACUUAGCUUUCGGCCUAACCAGUUCAUUUACCUCAAAAAAAUGAGUGGGUUCUGUCUCAUAAGUUUAAACUGGUGCCGUUUUCAUCAUGUUCAUGUGCUAUUCGAAACGAAUGGCGUCAGCUUCAUUCUGUCCUAUUUAUUUCAGUAGGAUACCUCUGCUAUAAGAAAUGAAUUUGAGUCGAAGUGUACUAUGAAACUUGCAGGUUAAAAUUAUCAAACUCUCUGUGGUUCUUAAAAUAUGAGACGAGUGAUACAACAGAUGGAUAAUUACUCAAGGGGCUGGAACUCCUUGUUUCUUCAGAAUGUUUACUACAGUAUUUCUGUCAUAUUUAAAAACGAAUUUCACAUUAAAAUGUCUUCAAACCAGUGUGACUUGUAUUUCACUUUGCCAGAAAUGUCGUGAUCCUUCGAUUUCUUUUUCUUACUUGAGACUGAUGAUAGGAAUUAACUUUUAUGUUCUCUGCUGUCAAGGGAGAUGUGACCCCACUACAUAUAGUUGGUACUAUUGACAGAAUGGAUAGGUGUGACAUUUACUGAGCCUAGCUGGUAUUCAAGGGAAUGUAAUUAGUACCAGAAGCUUACUAUUGGUAUAAAUGAUCAAUCUUUUGUUCAUUCCUUGCAACUUGCCUCAUCCAGCUCAUGCUAUAUGCAACUUGUGUCUAAACUUAUUCACAACUGUAAAAUUACCAAUCAAAUUUUUGAAAGUAUUGUCCAAAUUUUAUUGGAAAAGAAUAUAAGGUGUGAUCAGGUGAAAUGUUGUCAUGUUCCUUAAGAGUGCUGAGCUUCCAGUGAGAGCUAUAAAAUGUCUUAAGUGACUGAUAGAUGAUUUGUCUGCUUUAAAAUUGGCACAGCCAAACCCCUGGCUUGAAAACUAUAAAUUUCUUCAAUGCCCAUUACCUCAGAAUAUGCAAUGUCAAAGUCCCCUUUUGACUAAGUCUCAUUUCUCUAAAAUCUGAUAGAUGUAAAUCAUCUAAAAAUGAGAUCAACAAACCUCUCCACAUUAGUUUAAUCUGACCUUAUUUAGUCCUGUUCCCAGGAAAAAAGACUUUGGGAAAUAUUUUGUUUUUUUAUCCUCGCUGUUAAAUAUCAGCCUUUCUGUUUCUUUGUUGUUUGGCAUGUAAUAAGAGUCAUUUCAGAACACUUAAUUGUCACAGAACUCUUGGAAUUUAAUAGGUUGUAGAAUAAGGUUGGAAAGAGUAUGUAUGAUUUUAUUGUGCAGUUGAAAUGAUAAAAUGAAUAUAAUUUUUAUUGGGAAAAAAUUGAUUUAUUCAACUAUUCAUAUAACAACUGGAAGCCACAACUUUUAAAGAAACUGUCAUCUUUCAGUAUAACACUUUUUGACAAGGAAAUAACACCUGUGCCUGUCGUUAAGGACUUGGGUGUUCUUCUCGACACACACCUCAGUUAUAACCAACAUAUCACUGAGAUUGCCUCUAAAUGCCUUUUUAAAUUGUACCAAAUGAACAGAAUCAAACACCUCCUGGAUAGGAAAACACUUCUGUUAGUAAUAAAUUCUUUUGUCUUUAGUAAACUCCAAUAUUGUUCAACUGUCUGGAGUAAUACCAGCAGCAGCAAUAUUGACAAGUUACAAAAAGUCCAAAACUUUGCCGGGCUUAAUUAUUCUGGGACUAAGAAAGUAUGACCAUAUUUCGGAUGGGUUUGCGAUCGUUGAAAUGGCUUCCUAUUAGAGAGAAACUCAUUCUAAAUGACGCUACUAUGAUGCACAAAUGUAUUAACAAGCUUGUUCCAGACUAUCUUGCUGAUAUGUUUAAAUUACGUUCUCAAGUCCAUAAUAGACAAACUCGAUCAUCUGGUGCUUUGGAUAUACCUUUAUGUCGCCUGUCAACAGGGCAGCGCUCCUUUGCUUUCAGAGGAGCCAAACUCUGGAACUCCUUGAAUGAUAACAUUAAGUCUUUAAAAUGCCCCAGGAAUUUAGACGUCAUCUUGCAAACGUUUUAUUAAGUUGAUAUAUUAUAUUAUUGAUAUAUAUUUUGUAAUUAUAAUAUUAUUGUAUUUACAUUCUCAAUUAAUUUAUAUAUUGAGCUGAAAAGCCCACUUAGGGAGCAUCAAUAAAGUAUAUGUAUGUAUAUGUAAGCCCAAACUAGUACUUGCUUUAAUUCUCAAUUUUUCCAUGUCAUUUAUCAUAUCUGAUGUUAUUUUCAAGACUAAUGAUUGAAAAGACUUUUCCUUACUCUGUUAAAAUCCACAAUUAUUCAUCCAUUUCUAACAAACUCUUUGAUCUAAGGCAACCAUAUCUCCAGAACUAAUGUUGUCUUACUUUUCUUUACUUGACAUUGACCUUUUUGUUUUGGUAACCGACCCCACCAAUUGUGAUUCAUGUCAAAAAAAAACUUGUAAAACAAAACAAACUUUUGUAAACUUUAACUUUUUGCUAAAAUUGAAGUACAUUGCAAUAGCAGCACAGUUGGAGCUCUAAAAAAUGCUCACAGGAAAGUGAGUACUUCAAAUGAUCAACUAUAACUUGAGAUAGCAAUGACACAAUAGAAGUAUACCAUCCAAUUUAUUGGUGCUCUUCAACAGGCCUCUUGCAUCUUUCACAACUAACCUCUACAUCCAGAAUGCCCAAACAAUUACAAGACAAGACUUGAAGUUGUUUGUACAAUCUUUUACUUUUGAAAAUAACCUCCUUCCACACACCAUGCAACAAUUUUUAAUGUUUAAAUUUUUGCCGCAUCCAUCUAAGUUACAGAUGGAAAAAUGACAAGAAAAGUUGUCUCAAAUACUCGAUCCAUUGUUGUUUUCUGACAUAUUUUCCUGCUUCUUUUCUUUCGCAAUUCUUGAGCGGAAAACUAAUGCAGGCACAUACCAGCAGUUUCUCGCAUCAAACUAAAACUUACAGAACAUGCAAAUGCCCCUCUGCUUGGAAAGCUGGAAAUUGUCGGCUAUUCCAAUAUGGUGGACUAUUCUGGUAACUCUAUUUACGAUUUACCUAUAGUCAAGCAAUGUGAUUGAACCAAACAUGAACAUUAUAACAUGCUUUACAUAUGAAGAAUACAUUGUUGAGUCUAAAUCAAGGAAAUUUUGCUAAAUUUUGUAUGGCUGCUUCCUUCACCCUCGUCGAUCUUAAGUUUGUUGUUCAGCAGAGUUUUAGCUUAACACUGUAGCUGCUAAGACCUGCGCUUGCAAAGGUAAACAAAACUUAGGAAUGGUAUUGCCACUAUAAUGCCCUUGUCAUAGUGCUACUGGUUAGAAAGAUCCCCAAGAUGAAAUUUCUAUUGUCUUGUACCUCUAGCCAGUAGGAUCUCAGGAGGCUUUAAAAAAUACUAUUGGCUAGGGGUACAGCUUGCAUAUUAAGUCAACUUUGCCAAAUAGUUACUACACCUUUGUACGGUUUGCGUCACGUUUAACUUUUUCUACACUCCAAAUUAGCCUUACACUCCUUUGAGUCACUUUUUUCAUGAAUAUGUUUCCAUUUAUUUUUUAUUUGGUCUUGAACCCCUAGCCGGGAGCUAUCACCUAGAGAUAAACCUUGCAUAUUUAGUCAACUUUGCCCAAUUUUUGCAACCGUUUGCUCCACAAUUUCCUUUCCUGUGCUCCAAAUUGUAGUGUUACACCUUGGAAUCAUUUUAUUCUAAGAAUUCAUUUCAUUUUUUUUAUUUGAUCUUGAACCUCUAGCUGGUAAGAUCUUUGGAGGCUUAGGAAAUACUACUGGCCAGAGGUACUGCUUACAUACUAGUCAACUUUGCCCAAUUUUUAAUAUGGUUAGCUUACAUUUCACUUUUCUGUACUUCAAAUUUGUCUCACACUCCUUGGAAUCAUUUUUUUCAAGAAUACAUUUCCAUUUAUGGGUGUUUUACUGGGGCAGGAUCAAACUUCAUAAUAACAAGGGUCAAAAUUUAUUUCCUUUCAUCAUGUUUGUAAUGAAAACAGGGAGGAGUGUUACUUACUUUGUAAAAUAAAUUGGCCAUUUGAUCAGUAAGUGACAAAGAUCAAUGAAAUUGACAUGUUUCAAGCAUUUUUGUUUUCUUAAUUUAGUGGGAUGAAAUUAUAAAGGAUUGUACUGUUUGGGACUGUAAAUGUGGCCAUAGCUGACCACAUUAACAUGUGUUUUUUUAUACAAAAAUCUAUGGCCAUUUUCUCAGCCAUAAAAUAGAGGCCAUAACAAUGAGGUGACGGUAUUACCAAGGUGGCCAUAAGACAGGGUUCCCCUGUAUUUAUAGUGAAUAUAGUUUUUAUACAUUGGAAUAUUAUGAGCUAUAAUGUUUCAUGUAUGUUCUUCAUUUCCAGUCUAAAAUCUGGAUGAAGCCAGCAGGAGAGCAGUCUUUUCUCUAUGGGAAUCACAUCUUGAAGUCUGGCCUUGGGAGGAUAACAGAAAACACACCACAGUACCAAGGAGUUAUUGUAUACUCUAUGAAUGACCUUCCACUGGUGAGUGAAAAAAAACUGUCAUCUUGAAGGGAGAUUUUGUAUGCACGUAUCAAAAUGGGAUGGAAUUUCUCCAAAUGUGUGAAAAUAUAGCACAGUUAACCCUUUAAAGAGUGAGAAGGUUCUAAUUCCUCUUCACAAUUUAUUCCUUGAAUCAAUUCACAAGAAUAAAGGAAAUGAUCAGCAACUAAGACAGCUCUUGAUGGUUUUACAAAUUCUCCUUGUUAGAACCUAGAAAAUAUAAAGAGAACAGUAUGGAGAGUAUGCAUAAUGAUGUUAAGGUGUAAAGGGUUAGUGACUUGUGAUGUGAGGAUAAGAAAUAUGGAAAUCCUUACCCAUGAUAGUUUGUGAUUAGAUGGUCUUCCCUUGAAUAUAAGCCCAUGUGGUGGGGGAAGGGAAUUAUGGAAUUCAUAAAGAAAUGAGGUCAGUGAUUGUUGGAAUUUGUAAUAAAAACCUUUAAAUUCAAUUGUAUGGGUGUGGCUUCUAAUUUCACCCACCAGAGGUGCAUCAAACAUGAUAGGGCAUUUAUGUGGUAGAGCAUAUUUGUAGAAUAAUUUCUCCAUAAAAGGUCUGAAAGCUAGCAGUGCUAUUCUUUGUCUUGUACUAGGACCCCAAGGAGUACCACAAUGCAAAAAUUUAAAGUUUCCAUCAUUUUUUUCCAGGGAUUCAAGUGUGCUGGACCAUCUACAAGGCUCAUAUGAUAUGGCACUUUUCUAAAAUGUAGGAUUAGCAAUAGAGAACGCAUUCAGUGUGGCAAAAACAAUUUAAUCAAAACUUCAAAUACACCAAAAAAUUCGUUUAUUGAGCACUUCCCUCUCAAAAAAUGGGGAAAUCUCUUGAAAUAGCUGCACUUCCUAAUUUUUUUUAUUUUAGGUUUUUGGUGCCACGUCUCGUUCAACACAGGAUUGUCGCCAAGCAAAUCGUACAGAUAUCAUGUGUUUCCAUCAAGCUGAUUUUGGGGAAUACUUGAGAUCUGAGGACAC
This is a messenger RNA of Pocillopora meandrina, 6220 nucleotides long. NCBI's taxonomy places the organism in Eukaryota, Metazoa, Cnidaria, Anthozoa, Scleractinia, Pocilloporidae. The record is from the annotation of a GenBank genome assembly.